UGGCAAAAAAUUGUGAUUUUUACUGUAUUUUCACAUCCCAAACAACAGAACACUAUUUCUACACGUGACCUGAUUACAACCAGAGUAGACCUGCAGUGAUCAGUAAACAUGUGCAGGUGUGUUCAACCUGCUAAAAACAAACUGAAGGUUGAAUUUCACAAAGAUAAUAAAGAGUGAAACCUAAUUUUCAGUUUUUAUGUAUAAAAUUAAGGUUUCACAAAAUGGAGACUCAAUCAGUCAUAGUGUACUGUAAGUUUCCCUUAGUUUUCCAAAUCUAAAUAAUAUAAGACAGAACUGUACUCUUGAAAUAUAAAGCAAACGUCAGUUUCUUAUCUUAUCUUAUCUAGCAGACUUAGACCAAUAAAGCAGGUACACUCAAGUUACUUAUAUUUAACAGUUUCUUUUACUAUAUAAAAUAAAAUCAGUAUAUAAAGAAAUUAAUAGUAACAGGAUAAUGUCACAUCAUUAAACAUCUAAAGGCAUAUUUUCUUUAGGUUAGUGGGUUUUUUCAGUUUUGGACACUUGCUAAAAAUAAUUUAAUACACUGAACUGGUGGGGUUUUGUUUAAAAGAUCACAGUGAAGCCUGGAGGUUAAACAUACAUGCAAUCACAUCAGCUGCAGUUCUGGUUGGAAUCAGGCUGCGAUGUGUCCACAUGGGGGCGCUAACGGGAAGCAGGAAUCAGUGAUUGGUUGAUAUUGGACUCUGGGUGUGAUUGGUCCGCUGUGCUUGCUUAAAACGCUUCUCUUGCUUCUUCAAAUUAUGGUUAGUUUUGGCCCAGCGGUGCAGUCUGCAGCAGCUGGCUGUUCUUGGAAGUUUGGUUUCGCAGGUUUACACCUUAAACUGAGACUGAAACUUCAUGGAAAACCUUUGCUCCGUUCUUCACGGUACAUACAGUGACCAGAGUAGUUAAACGUCCCAAACUUCUCCGCAUCAUGUCCAGCAGUUUGUUGGUGAAAACGCUGGAGGACCUGAGCCUGGAUUCAGGUUAUGUGGCUGGAGACCCCUGCCCGUCCCUCAGCCUGUCCUCCUCCGGCAGGUCGAAGCAGUCCCAGACGCACACAAGCACCCCUCACCGGGGCUCCUGGUGGCAACACGCCGGCUCCCUGUACAGCAGGAACGGCAGCUGGGACACGGUGAGCACGCUGCCGGAGGACGCGGCGGACAUCCUGGCCAAGUGUCCCUGCCUGCCCGAGUUGGAGGAGUAUCCCUGGACCGAGCAGGAGCUGUGGGAAGUCGUGCGUAAAGUUGUCAGCUCGGAUGCGUCGUUCACCGGGGAGACCGUCAGCCGGCUGUCCGUGCUGCUCCGCCGGGCUUUGGUGCGGAUCUCCCGGGAGGCGCAGCGGCUGAGUGAGCUCCACAGGCGGUGCACACGCCUGGAGGUCCAGAGCGCAAUGAGGCUGGUGCUCAGUUGGGGUCUUGCGGAGAAGUGCGUCUCCUCCGCCGUGAAGGCCGUCUCCCUGCACUGCAUGAGCUCCGGGGACACCGCGCGUCAGCAGGGCAAGUCUGCGCGCUGCGGCCUCACGCUCUCCGUGGGUCGCUUCUUCAGGUGGAUGGUGGAGACACGCGUGUCGGUACGUGUGCACGAGUUCGCCGCCGUCUGCCUGACGGCGUGCGUGGAGAGUUUGGCGGAGGAGGUGGCUGGACGAGGGCUGCAGGCGGCGAGGCUGGCCGCGGAGCAGGAGGGGGGACCGGUGGAGGGGGUCACCUGCUGCCCGGUGACCGCGGAGCUUCUGGAAGGAGCCGUGAACAACGACGCGGAGCUGUGGGGGCUACUGCAGGCCUACGAGCAUCUCAUUUGUGGCAAGAAUGCAAAUGGUGAGCUGUCUCUGCCGGCCCAUGUCAGUCCGUACACGAAGGUUCCCGAGGAGUCGAUGGAGAGCAGGGAGGAUGCAUACAUCCAGCUGGAGCUGCGAAUGCUGGAGCAGGCCCUGCUCGCCACCUGUGUUGGCAGCAUCGCAGAGCUCAGUGAUCUGGUGUCUCGUGCGAUGCAUCACAUGCAGCGUCUGCGCAGCUCCAGUCCGUCCAUCAGUCACGCUCGCUCAGCCAAUCAGCCGUUGGUGUCCUGGGCUCCGGACGCCCUGCGAACUCUUUACUACUUCCUUUGCAGUCCUCAGAUGGAGUCACUGGAGAAUCCAAACCUGGAGCCUCCGGCCGUGACGCUGACCCGAGAGAGGCCGUUCCUGCUCCUCCCUCCUCUCAUGGAGUGGAUCCGGGUCGCCGUGGUUCACGCUGAACAUCGCCGCAGCCUAUUGGUGGACAGUGAUGAUAUCAGACAGACGGCCAGACAGCUUCUACCAGGACUGGACUGUGAGCCCAGACAGCUCAGGUCUGAGUGCUGCUUCCAGUCCUUUAAAUGUCUGGAUGCUGAAGCUGCUUCGGCCAAGUUCCAGCUGGAUCUAGCCUUCAGGAUGCUCUCGUGUGGCCGAGCAGACCUGGUCCAUCAGGCCACGAGGCUUCUGGGAGAUGAAGGUGUCAACACCAUGGAUGACCAGGGAAUGACUCCUCUGAUGUACGCCGCUGCAGCCGGAGACGAAGCGCUGGUUCAGAUGCUCAUCGAGGCCGGAGCUCACCUGGACCUGCAGGUGCCCGGCUGCUCUGCCAGACACCCAUCUGUUCACCCCGGCAGUCGGCGCUGGGUCGCCCUGACGUUCGCUGUGCUGCACGGUCACCUGUCUGUGGCUCAGCUGCUGCUGGAGGCCGGGGCAGAUGUGGAGGGUGGAGCCCUGCUGGACGGUCAGGAGACGUCUGCUGAGACGCCGCUACAGCUGGCUGCUGCUGCAGGUUACUAUGACGUGGUCAGCCUGCUGCUCACCCACGGAGCCGACCCUCUGCUCAGAGUGCAUCAUGGGAAUUCACUGACCUCACCGCUGUAUGAAGAUAUGAACUGCUUCAGUUACGCAGCAGCACAUGGACACCGAAACAUCCUCAGGAGGCUGCUGCUGCAACCACAGCACAGGAAGGAGGACAUCCUCUCUCUGGAGGAGAUCCUGGCUGAAGGAGUGGAGGAGGAGGAGAAUGAAGAGGAGGUGAAAUCUCCAACACACCAUCCAAACUCCCCCAGCGUUGCUCCCAGACUGUGUAAAGCCAGGAUGAAGGCGCUGCAGCAGGCCUCCUACUACAGCGCUGAACACGGCUUCCUGGAUGUAACCAUGGAGCUCAGAGAGAUCGGUGUUCCCUGGAGGCUCCACAUCUGGCUGGAGUCUCUCCACAGAGCCCAGCAGUUGUGCAGGGACGAAGUCAUCGUCUUCCUGCUCACAGAGUUUCCCUCCAUCCGGUCAGAGGACUACAGCCCCGAGCUGCUCUCCUCAGGGAUCCCACUGAUGUUCAGCAUGUUGGAGACCAGCAAGGAUUACGUGGUGACGAAGCGUCUGGCGUCUGUCUUCUCUCACUGCUUCGGUUCUUCUCCGAUUCCACCUGUUCAGCCGAUGGAUGUCACUCUGUCCACACAGCUGGAUAUUCACUUUCUGAACAACGAGGAGAUGUCUGACGUGACGUUCAUGGUCGACGGGCGUCCAUUCUUCGCUCAUCGGGUUCUGCUGAUGUCCGCCUCAGAAAGAUUCCGCCGUCUGCUCGCCGACUCCCUGGACAAAAUCAUCCACAUCAGUCACAUGACCUACAGCACCUUCCAGAUGAUGAUGAAGAGUCUCUACUGUGGAGGAACACAAGGACUGAUUGUGUCUCACAAUGAAGCCAUGAAGCUGCUGCCCGUAGCUGCUUUCUUCCAGCUCCGAAGUUUGCAGAGAAGCUGUGAGAUGACGCUGUCAAAAAGUCUGAGCCUGGACAACGUAGUCGACAUCUACCAGACCGCCAAGUACCACGGAGGAGCUGAACUCUGCAGGUUCUGUGAAGGAUUCUUCCUCCAGAACAUGGACCGGCUGCUGGACAGAGACGACUUCCACCGUAUGCUGAUGGGAGGCUUCAGUCAGGAGCUGCUCUGCCCAGCGACGGGCUCCGGAUCAGGACAGGACCAGAAGCCUCCGGUCCUCCUGAAGGACCUGGAGGCUGCGCUGAUCCACAGACUUUACAGCCUCCACUCAGCGUGUCGGGGAUAGAAACUCUGCAGAUGUGGAGUGUUCACCACACUGGUAUGAGCAGCCAUACUGUACGCUGUAGUUAGAGAACAGACUGAAGCAUCACUGAUCCUAACAAGUUGUUCCUCAUAUUUAUUAAUCCUGACAAGAGUGAAGACGAGGAGGAGAUGAUCCAAAUCGCUCAGAUUAAAACUCAUCAGACAUUCUGAUGAAGUAAUUUAUCAACUAAGAUCAGUAUUCUGCUUGCAGUUUUCCCCAUCACGGUAAAUUUGACUUUUUGAACAGUUUUUAGACGAACUGACUAACUUCACCUUCAGCUGUGAUGGGCAAAAAGUAACUUUGGCAGUUUUUUUUUAUGGCUUCACUUGUGUCAGGAGUAGAAACGAGCAUUAAAAUACUGAUAUUACCUCAGGCCACCUCUUUGAGCAAAAAAAACACUUUAAAUAUGAAUGUUGGUAUUGCUCUUGAUAAGACUGAUGAUUUGUACUUGGUAGCAGGGAAACUGCUAAUAUAAGAGCAAAAACAUCAGUAUUUAAGUCGAUCAAACUUUUUCCUCUCACUGUCAGAUUCACCAAACGGAUAUUUUUAAUCUUAAUAGCUGGAAUGAAAACUGUAGCCAGCACAUUGUAUUGGCUGUAGGUAGCCAGCAGACAUAAUUAGUAGUUUGAAACUGUUCUCAGCUGACCUGUUUUUAGGUUACCCUGUACAUAGUUAAACACUUGCAUGAGGUGCAAGUUAUAAUUGGCCAUGUAGCCUUUUAGAGAUUUAUACCUACAAAUUAUUUAAUGUUUGGGAGCUUAAAAAUCUUUUAUUUUGAAAUUGUAGUCACUAACCAGCUAGCCUCUGCUGCCAAAUACACAAUCUGCCAGUGAGAGACUUAACCUGACUUCCUGUUUACAAAUCUCACUGCUCUUCACUGGCAGCCAAUCAUAUGAAUAUUCAUGGGUUUUUUCGGGAUUCCCGCCAAAAAACGGUCUGUUCCCUGUCUUAUGUCAUGUUUCCUGUCUGACCUUCCCAAUGCAGACUUUGUCUUCCAUUACCACAACACAUUUCUCCUUUCCUUCUGAAAUGUGCAUGUUACAAUUUUCAAAAUCCCCAUCAAAACAAUAAGUGAGCUGCAACAUAGAUCUAUAUAUCUAACAUGUCUGGUCAAACAAACCACAAGUCUGCUGCCUGAACCUGCAAAACAAAUGUUUUACUUAAACAAAAGAGACUAGCUAAUGGCUGAAAAAAACUUUUUUUUUCAAAUGUAACACCUGCAAAAUAAUGCAAUAUUAGCUAAUGUUUAUUAGCUAAUUCUAACUGCUGGACUUGUAAGUUAUGCUAACUGUAAGUACUGCGCUAGUUAGCCUGGUCACUAACGUUUGUGUCUUCUGCUCUUGACACUUUUACUCAGUUUAGGUUUUGGAAGUUAGUGUUUUUCUUACCAGAUCUCCAACAAAAAGGCUUCAAAACAUUUAAAAAAAAAAAAAAAAAGACUAACGAUUUGUGGCCAUCUAUUUUGAUAAUUUAUUAAUCUGUUUGAGUCUUUGUUUUUUAUUUUAAGAGACAAAAGUCAAAAUUUUCUGCUUGCAGUUUCUUGAACUUUGUUUUUUUGUUUUUUGUUUUCCUCCCCUGUAACAGUAAACUGAAUGUCUUUGGGUUGUGGAAAAAACAUUUGUCACUUUGGAGUUUGAGAAACAGAUUUUUCACCAUUUUCUGACAUUUUUUUUUUUUUUUUAGACCAAACAAUGAAUCGAUUAUUUAAGAAAAUAAAUAGUAAUAGUUUCAGCCCUUCUCUCAAACUAGCAAACGAAGCUAAACAUAGUUUGGUGAAUCUGACACUAAAAAGUAGAAUACAUACCUGUACAUUACAUUUUAUGUACUUUAACUAAUAUUUUUUUAAUUAAUUGUACAGUUUGGUAGAACUUUAGUUGCUACAGCAGCUGAAAAUGUGACUGGAAGAUGUUUUGCGAGGUGAAUGUAAAACCUCUGCGGCAUGCGGAUAUUCAAUCUGAAUAUGUAAAAUUUUUGUACAUAUUUUUGUGAAUAAACAUCCAAAUGAGACAGAAA
Molecule: messenger RNA, 6085 nt
Organism: Acanthochromis polyacanthus (spiny chromis)
Lineage: Eukaryota; Metazoa; Chordata; Actinopteri; Pomacentridae
Product: ankyrin repeat and BTB/POZ domain-containing protein 2-like
Exons: 17
Coding region: 935-4054 (1039 amino acids)
Cellular component (GO): nucleosome
Molecular function (GO): DNA binding; structural constituent of chromatin; protein heterodimerization activity
Source: RefSeq, a predicted model, not a curated record